Pieris napi is the source of this 2180-nucleotide messenger RNA. RefSeq names its product piggyBac transposable element-derived protein 4-like. The transcript has 2 exons. NCBI's taxonomy places the organism in Eukaryota, Metazoa, Arthropoda, Insecta, Lepidoptera, Pieridae. The coding region runs from base 244 to 2085 and encodes 613 amino acids. The record is from RefSeq and is a predicted model, not a curated record.
UAAUUCUUCUUAACCCUAGAUCACUAAACAUUAGUCUCACAGGCUACACGACUCUGACGCAUUCGCUGUUUAUGUAUGUUCCCGUUACCGCACCCCCCUCAGCCGCUCAGUACCUUCCUAAUUCGGCCAAUCAGUGACCCGUGAACUCGCAUUGCGUACGCACGCUUCCUACUUCCAGAGAUAUUACGCAAUAGUAGUCUCUCAGGCUAAUGUUUAGUAAUUGCGCCACAAAAGUGAAGAAAGAUGGAUUUGAUACGAGAUCAAGAUAAAAUAUUGCAGAUUUUGAACGAGUCAGAUAAUGACGAUGACGAUUCACCAUUUUUUGGACCAUCUGGUGUGCCUUCGGACUCCGAACCUGAUGACAACUUAGAGGAGGACUUAGUCGAGGAUACCGACGAAAUUGAAGAUGAUUCGUCGAGUUCUUCUGAUGAAGAUCUAAAUGUUUCCCGGAGAAGCCGUAACAGAAACAGAAUCCUAGAUUCUGAUGAUGAUUCUUUGGAGUGUUUGCAGCCUUGUCCACCCAUAGCUUCUCACCAGGAUCUGGUAAUACAACCUGAGAGACCAUACAUUUAUGGAAAAAACAAACAUAAGUGGGCAACUACUCCACGCUCUUCAAACACUCGUGCAUCGGCUCGAAACAUUAUUCAUUUUGUACCCGGACCUAACAGUGAUGCAAGAGAUUUGGUAGAACCACUUCCAAUAUUUCAUUUGUAUUUAUCUGAUGAAAUGAUUGACCAACUUGUUAUUUACACAAAUGCAGAGAUUGAAAUAAAAAAGGUGAAGUACAAGGAACUCACUCAUACUAUUUCUCCAACUUCAGCUAUUGAACUAAAAGCUUUACUGGGUCUUCUUAUGCAAUCAGCUGCUAUAAAAAGUAAUCAUUUACCCACGAGAAUAUUGUUUGAUGACAGAAGGAGUGGUAACAUUUUCAAAGCCUGCAUGAGCGCUGAGAGAUUUGAUUUCUUGCUUAAAUGCCUUCGAUUUGAUGACAAAGCUACCAGACAAGACAGAAGAGCAUCCGAUAAAUUUGCACCUAUAAGAGAAUUCUGGGAGAAAUUCAUUGGUCAUUGCAAACAAUGGUACAAGCCAAGUUCCUAUCUGACAAUCGAUGAGCAAUUAGUUGGGUUCAGAGGGCGCUGCCCAUUUCGAAUUUAUAUACCCAAUAAGCCUAACAAGUACGGCAUAAAAAUUGUAAUGGUUGCAGAUUCUAAUUCAAAGUACGUAUACAAUGCUACGCCUUAUUUGGGUAAAGGAACCAAUUGCGAUAAUAUGCCUCUUGCCACACAUUUUGUGAAACAACUCUGUGAGCCUGUCUAUGGGACAAACAGAAAUAUUACGAUGGACAACUGGUUCACUUCAGUGCCACUUGCUUCAGAAUUACUUCAGGACCCGUAUAAACUCACACUUGUUGGGACAAUACGUAGUAAUAAGCGAGAGAUUCCACCUGAGAUGAAAAACAAAAAAUCAAGAAAGAUUCAUACUUCGAUGUUUGCAUUUGAUGGUGAGAAGACUCUGGUCUCGUAUAAACCAAAAUCUAACAAGACAGUAUUUCUUCUUUCGACAGUACACAGUCAGCCAGACAUUAACUCCACUUCGAAAAAGCCUGAAAUUAUACAUUUUUAUAAUAGUACCAAAGGUGCUGUCGACACUGUCGACCAAAUGUGCUCAGCUAUAUGUGUCAAUCGCAAAACCAAUAGAUGGCCUCAAUGCGUGUUUUAUAAUGUCUUGAACCUGUGCCUAAUUAAUUCAUAUGUCAUCUAUGUGUCGAACAUGGUCAGAGAACGGCAAAAACCAAUGAGACGUAGGAGUUUCGUCCAAAGUUUAGCCGAUAAGCUCAUAGAGCCAUGGUUACGAGAGCGGUAUAACACUGUCACUUUGAGGAGGGAUAUAAAAGCUAGUAUUAAAGAUAUUUUAAAAAUUGAAGAUGCUACUCCUAGUACCUCUCAAGCGCAACAAAAUAAGCGUAAAAUAUGUUCUUUUUGUCCUUACAAAAAACACAGGAUGACUAAAUAUGUUUGCAGCCGCUGCAAGACGGCGAUUUGCGGGGAACAUACGGUUCCAGUGUGUGCCGACUGCCAAGAAUAAUUUUUUUUAACCUUUUGUUUUAUUAUGUGGUAAUUUAAAAGACAUUCCAUAUUUUAAGUAGACUUUUUCUAAAUAAAUACUCUAGUUUUGAUAAA